This is a messenger RNA of Larimichthys crocea (large yellow croaker), 1740 nucleotides long. RefSeq names its product meiosis specific with OB-fold (gene meiob). Gene Ontology annotation, biological process: resolution of meiotic recombination intermediates. Bases 117 to 1508 code for a protein of 463 amino acids. Gene Ontology annotation, molecular function: single-stranded DNA binding; single-stranded DNA 3'-5' DNA exonuclease activity. The transcript is spliced from 14 exons. NCBI's taxonomy places the organism in Eukaryota, Metazoa, Chordata, Actinopteri, Sciaenidae. The record is from RefSeq and is a predicted model, not a curated record.
UAAAUCUCCGACUGCAUUUGAAGGCAUCGUGAAGCCUGUCACGUGCAACAAGCUUUACCGCGAAAACCUGAAGAAAACAGAGGCAGUGGACUGGAGAGGGAUUUUUAAAAAACUAAAUGGCUGCUCACACCUACAUUUCCAUCUCUGAGCUGCAUCCAAACUUCUCCCACCCGAAAGUGGCAGGCAUCGUGAUUUGUAAAUCUGACGUCAGAAGCUUUCCUGACAGAAAAAAUAUCGGCACAGACAGAUUCACUUGUGGCUUCACCGUCAAGGACUCACCCGACUUCUUCAUUAACGUGACGGCCUGGGGAAACGAUGGAUACGUCAACGGGCUCUCCAACAGCUUCAGCGUCGGAGACUGCGUCACCAUUGAAAAUCCUUUAGUUUCCAACAAGGAUCCAGAGAAAGGGGACAAGUUCUGUCCGACAACACCAAGCCUCUACAGGCUGCUGGUGACGGAAGCUCAUUCCCAGGUGUUGUUGUGCGCUGAUGUGGACACGAUCGACAGGCUGCUGCCACUGAUCCACAUGCCCGUGAAGGACUCCAGAGAUUUCUACUCUCUGGGAGACAUCGUGGCCAACGGGCAGAAGCUGGACGGCAUGGUGAUAAAUGUGCUGGCUGCAGUGAAGUCGAUCGGCGAGCCGAAGCAGUUCACCACUUCAGACAGACGCAAAGGGCAGAGGCUGGAAGUGAAGCUCUUUGAUGACUCCGUCUCUUCCUUCCCUCUCAUCUGCUGGGACAGAGAGGCCAUUCAGCUCGUGCAAACUUUGAUACCCAAGGAGACGGUGCUCUUCAUCGCCGACACGAAGAUUAGCUUUGACAGCUUUCGCAACGGCAUGGCAGCGACCGUUAACUCCAAAACCAUUAUCACUGUUAAUCCUGACACGAGAGAAGGCAGCCUGCUGUUCAGCUACGCGAAGGAAGUAUCGGAGUCUGGCGCUCUGGAUCAAGAUGAGAAGCCAGAAGAUGUGACUGUGGAUUCCAUUACUGACGUGUACACAGUGAGCCAGCUGAAGGAGAAGGCCCAGGACAACCCAGAGGCUUUCUUUGGCAUCACAUACAGCUUCAUCUCCAAGCUCGACCUCGACUCUUCUGUUUCGAAAGUCAUCAAGAACCGCUGCUCCAGGUGUAGGUUUCAGGCGACCGAGGACAUGCAGAGCUGCACCAACCAGUUCUGUCCAGGCAGGGAUCAGGUCUUUUCAGCCACCACAGGCUUUGACCUUCUGGUGGACUUUACAGACCACACUGGCACCGUGCAUGCCUGCAACCUCAGGAGCCCGGUGGCAGAAAACACACUUGGCUGCACGACAGAGGAGUUCACCAGCUUGACUGAUGACCAGCGGACUGCGAUGAAGUGGAAAUUUCUUUUGGAGAGAUGUAAAAUAUACGUGAAGAUAUUCCCUUCCACUAAAACGAAGAGCGGGAUCAGAGGGGUGAUCCUGGACUGCUCGCUGGCUGACCCAGGAGAGGUGAAACAGCACAUGUCCGCCCUGCUGCAGCGGCCGUGAUCACAACACACACUGACGGGGCAGGAGAGCACGCAUGCUGCAGGCGACUGUGUUUCUGUUCUGACUGAGACGUUCAUACAUGGGGGCUUUGUGACGGACACAUUCUUUAUUUAUUCAUAUAUUUACACUCUAAACUAAAUGUAUUUAUUGUAACUUAUUUAUUUAAACACAUGUGUUUAAGAAUAUGCUGUUGUGUUGGUUGCUUGUUAAAUAAACCCACUAAUAAGUUCAA